GGUGAAAUAUGUGUCUCAUUGUUCUAUCUGUGCCACCACCGUAAUUCUGAGUCGUAGGCUAUGAAACAGGAAACGCACUGGAUAUGGUACAGUGUUUGUAUAAUAUCAAUCGUUUUGCAUUGCUCGGACAGCAAUAACGAACGAAUGCGGACAGACAAGUGAGACUGAGUGCAGCGAUGAUUCACGAAGGAAAUAUCCUGACUACUUAUAUCCUCUUCAUCUGAUGUUGAUGCUAUUAACGUCACUGGCGUGAUUUUCAAACUGGGGAAGCAGCAGUUAAUGCUUCACUUUGUUUAAUAUUCAGACAGCGACAGAAUGAUAGAAGAACGCAGUAAACGAGGCAAGGCCAUGGUGGAGAGGAGACAACUCUUCAUGGAGAUGAGGGGACAAAACUUUGACGUCAUCAGACUGUCAACCUAUAGGACGGCCUGCAAGCUAAGAUUCGUGCAGAAAAGAUGCAACCUGCACCUGGUGGAUGUGUGGAACAUGAUCGAGGCGUUCCGUGACAGCGGUUUGAACACACUGGACCACAACACAGAGAUUAACGUGUCUAGACUGGAGACCAUCUUGUCCUCCAUCUACUACCAGCUCAACAAGCGUCUUCCCACCGUGCACCAGAUCAACGUAGAGCAGUCCAUCAGUCUGCUCCUCAACUUCAUGGUGGCUACAUAUGACAGUGAAGGCCACGGGAAGCUGAGCAUUUUCUCGAUGAAGUCAAUGUUGGCGACUAUGUGUGGAGGGAAAAUAGUGGACAAACUACGUUGUAUCUUCUCCCAGAUCUCUGACUCUAAUGGUGUGAUGGCCUUUGCUAAGUUUGACCAGUUUCUUCGUGAAGUUCUGAAGCUGCCCACAGCUGUGUUCGAGGGCCCGUCGUUUGGAUACACAGAACACUCCGUACGGACAUGCUUCCCUCAGCAGAAGAAGAUCUUGCUGAACACGUUUUUGGACAUUUUGAUGGCAGAUCCUCCCCCCCAGUGUCUCGUGUGGCUACCUCUCAUGCACCGACUUGCUAAUGUUGAAAAUGCCUUCCAUCCCGUGGAAUGUUCUUAUUGCCGGAGUGAAAGUAUGAUGGGGUUCCGUUACCGGUGCCAACAGUGCCAUGGCUACCAACUCUGUCAAAGCUGCUUCUGGCGUGGCCAUGCCAAUGGUCCCCAUAGCAACCAGCAUCAGAUGAAGGAGCACUCCUCUUGGAAGUCUCCAGCUAAAAAGCUAAGUCACGCCAUCAGUAAGUCUCUGGGCUGCGUCCCCAUUGGAGAGCUACCUCACCCAGUGUUCCCUGAGCAGUUAGAGAAACCCCAGGACAGCGUGCCACACACUGUUCAGCCGAAGCCAGUAGCCAACAACAUGAACAACACAAUGUUCAUGUCCUCUGGUGUACCUACUCCUACUCAAAGUGUCUUAGAGAGUCCCAGCAGGCUAGAAGAGGAGCAUCGUCUCAUUGCUCGCUAUGCAGCGCGCCUUGCAGCAGAGGCAGGCAACUCCACAGUGAGUUGCUCCACACAAUGUCCUCCAACCGAUCUGAGUUUCAACUUAGAUGCCAACAAACAACAGAGGCAGCUAAUAGCAGAACUAGAAAACAAAAACAGAGAGAUCCUCCAGGAGAUCCAGAGGCUACGUCUGGAGCAUGAGCAGGCCUCCCAGCCCACCCCAGAGAAGGCCCAGCAAAACCCCACACUGCUGGCUGAACUCAGGCUCCUUAGGCACAGGAAGGAUGAGCUGGAGAGGCGCAUGUCAGCCCUACAGGAGAGCAGACGGGAACUGAUGGUCCAGCUAGAGGGACUGAUGAGGUUACUGAAGGAUGAGGAGCAGAACCAGGCAGCCCAGACAGGAGGCUCAACCCACUCCUCCCCCAGCCACGGGGCAGUCUGCUCCAUGCCCAUGCCGAUCCGCUCCACCUCAGCUGGGUCCACCCCCACCCACACACCCCAGGACUGCCUGGCCGGGUUGGGGGGCGACGUGCUGGAGGCCUUCGCUCAGGGUGUACCUAGAAAUCUUCGUAAUGAUCUGUUGGUCGCUGCAGAUUCAAUCACAAACACCAUGUCAUCACUUGUCAAAGAACUCCACUCAGUAGAUGAUGCUGCAGAGGAAGAGGACAACCAGAUGAGGAAUGGAGGCCUAAGGGACAGGCGUGAGGAGGACAACCAGAUGAGGAACGGAGGCCUAAGGGACAGGGCAGAGGGUGAGGACAACCAGAUGAGGAACGGAGACCUAAGGGACAGGGCAGAGGAUGAGGACAACCAGGUGAGGAACGGAGGCCUAAGGGACAGGCAUGAGGAGGACAACCAGGCACAGUGAGAGAUCUAAAACAUCAUUGAGGGAACAACAACCUCCCCAAACACCACUCCAUUGAUCUAGACAGGAUGUCAGACUGGAGAAGAAGAAUCAGAAUGAGAAUCUGCCACACCGACCAAACCUUCUAUCAGGAAUUAGCACGUAGAGUAAUGCAUGCUGUUAUCAAACAGGAUUUCACUGUGUGAACUCUUAUUCAACAUGUUUGUUACACCUUGCUGUGGGAUGUCUGUUGGCAAGUGUAUAUGUCAUUCUGUAUAAAAACUUGAAGCUGUAAUUAUUAUGUAAUGACUGAUUUCCCCCCGUCAUGACUGCAAGGGUUAAAUGUCUAAGGAAUGGCUUCCUGUGCUUUCUCUCAAUCUGUCUUGUUAAAUACAGAUCACCCUGUGUGCAUCAUAAAUGGCAGGUGCACUACAUAGGGAAUAGGGUGCCAUUUUGUGCACUACAUAGGGAAUAGUGUUCCAUUUGGGAUGCUACCUCUAUCUGCAUAAACUGUACAUAUUAUAUAUGACCUUGGGAACACAGCACUGACCAUAACCUGAAAACAACCUAUUUUCACCAUGACAUGUUCCCCGGCCGUCAUUGCCUUUGUAUGAUUACAGAUCACUUGCUAGUGUGCUUUCAUUAGGGGUUUUGCAUGAAGUUGCACUGUCCUGAGUCUGACUGGGUGUACUGUAGGUUGGUAGGUACCAUGUUAUCCCAGCUCUUUGUGGGUUUAUCAGUGCUUCUCAACCUGCGGUCCCCGGGCCAGCACUGGUCCUUGGUGUUGCUGAUUGGUCCCUCAGAUAGUGAGUGGACACUGAUUUAGUCAGUUCUCAAGUGUUAGAUUAAAACUAUGUGGUCUUCAAAAGAGGAAGGACUAUAGCUGGUCCUUGCCGGUCCCUGGUACACAAAAGGUUGAGAAACACUUGGUUACGAUGACUGCUGGGAUUUGUAGUCAUGUAUGUUGUCAUGCCUCAGAAUUCACAUUGAUUAUGUCCCAAAUGGCACCCUAUUCCCUAUAUGGUGCACUACUUUUGACCAGUGCCCAUAGGGCUCUGGUGAAAAGUAGUGCACUAUAUAAGGAAUAGGGUGCCAUUUGUGGGACGUAACCAUUGAGUCGCAUAAUGCUGCUACUAUGUGCUCACUCUGCCGCGAGACACCCUUUUGCAAAAAUAUGAGGGUUGUUUGGUCGUAGGGAGCCUAUGGGGGCUGUUGUUUAUUUUAAUCAGGGAAAUGUCCCGUUGUUAGAAUCGGAUGAAUUCUUCUCAUAGUUAAUAUUUUAUAGAAACAAAACAAAGUGAGAGAAGCUACUAAAUGGUGUCUCGUCCCUCAUCCACUAAACUAGUCACUCAGUAGUGACCGUAUUUAUUGACCACAUAAAGCGAAGAGAGGGAGAGGAACUCAGGACAUUAGUUUGAAAUGAAUAUUAUAUUGUGAUCUUUCGUUACAACAUAUUCACCUAUACACCUGUACAUAGGUGACGACAGGAGGCCGACACAGAAAGGUUGUGGACAGAUGAGACUAGCUUUGAUGGCUUAAAAGAAACCAGGACUGGAACAUGUUCAUGUGACUUGAUAGAUAGAUAGGAGUUUGGGAACUGUAUGCAGUGCUGACUCUCAAAUGGCACUCUAUUCCUGACAUAGUGCACUACUUUUGACCAGAGCCAUCAGCCCAAUGGGUCAAAAAUAGUGCACAAUAUAGCCAAUGGGGCGCAAUUUGGGUCACAUAUUCUAAAUGUGUGGUUAACUAAUAGUCAGUAGGCUAGGCCCUAAUGGGCUCCAGACCUGCUUGUUUAGGGGUCAGUUGCUGUGUAAUCAUUAAAGAGUCUGGAGGGAGCAGACAGCAACCCUGCGUCUCAAUAAUCUGGCCUUUCUCCUGCAGUUAAAAGCAUUGGAUUGGUCUGAGCAUGUGCUAGACUGCUAUAUUUCUUAAAAUUGACAUAUUAUUGGGACACACAGCAAGAAGGGUUAACCAGAUGG
Oncorhynchus mykiss (rainbow trout) is the source of this 4250-nucleotide messenger RNA. The record is from RefSeq and is a predicted model, not a curated record. NCBI's taxonomy places the organism in Eukaryota, Metazoa, Chordata, Actinopteri, Salmoniformes, Salmonidae.